Molecule: messenger RNA, 1311 nt
Organism: Symsagittifera roscoffensis
Lineage: Eukaryota; Metazoa; Xenacoelomorpha; Acoela; Convolutidae
Exons: 6
Coding region: 1-1311 (436 amino acids)
Source: RefSeq, a predicted model, not a curated record
AUGGAGGGCAGAAGAAGGAAGGGAAAUGCGGGGAAGGAGGCAGCGCAAGGCGUGACAGGACAGGGCAAGGAAAAGCAGCGCAAGGCAAGGGUGCGCAGGGCGAAGACCAGCAAAGCAGUGGAGGGCGAGGGGCAGACAGGGCGAGGAGCGCAAGGCAGGGCAAAGCGAGGAGCAGCAAGGCAGGGCAGGGCGACGAGUAGCAAGCAAGGGUACGGCGAAGAGCAGCAGAGCGCUACAGGGCGAGGAGCAGCUGGGGAGUACAGAGCGAGGAGCAGCAAGGCAGGGCAGGGUGAGGAGCAGCAAGGCAGGGCAGCGCAAGCCGGGGGUGAGGAGCAGCAACGCGAGGAGCAGCAAGGGGAAGAGCAGCAAGGCAGGGCGAGUGGCAGUAAGGCAGGACAUGGCGAGGAGCACAAGGCAGGGCAGGGCAAGGCAGGUGGACGAGGUGGACAGUGCAGCAGUAAGCAAGACAGGGCUAGGCUGGCAAGGCAUGUCGAGGCAGCGCAGGGCAGAGGGACAAGGCAGAGUAGUGAGCCCACGGCAGCGCAGAGCCGGGUGAGGAGCAGCAAGGCUUGGUUACGGGCAGGGCGACAGCAGCAAGGCAGGAUAGGGAGCACAAGGGAGGAUGAGAAGGACAGUGCAGCACCAUGCAGGGGACAGUGCAAGGAGCGCACGGCAGCUCAGCGCGAGGAACAGCAGGGCAGGGUGAAGUGCAGCCAGUCAGGGUACGGCGAGGAGCAGCAAGGUAGUGCGGGGAGACGAGCAGCAAGGCAGUACAAGGCGAUGGGCAGUAAGGCAGGGCAGGAGGAGGAGCACAAGGCAGGGCAGCGCAGGGCAGAGGGACAAGGCAGAGUAGGAGCGCACGGCAGCGCAGAGCCGGGUGAGGAGCAGCAUGGCUUGGUGACGGCAAGUAUAGGCUGGCAAGGCACAGAAGUGAGUGCAAUGGAGAGCAGAAGAAGGAAGGGCAAUGCGGGGAAGGAGGCAGCGCAAGGCGUGGAAGGACAGGCCAAGGAAAAGCAGCGCAAGGCAAGGGUGCGCAGGGCGAAGAGCAGCAAAGCAGUGGAGGGCGAGGGGCACUCAGGGCAGAGGGACAAGGCAGUGUGGGGAGCGCACGGCAGCGCGGAGCCGGGCGAGGAGGAGCAAGGCUUGGUUACGACAAGUAUUUGCGGGCAAGGCAGAGUAGGGAGUGCAAUGGAGGGCAGCAGAAGGAAGGGCGAUGCGGAGAAGGAGGCAGUGCAAGGCGAGGCAGGACAAGGCAAGGUAAAGCAGCGCAGAGCAAGGGUGGGCAGGGCGAGGACUGGGAAGGCAAAGUAG